CCAUGGCUUUCCGUUUCGUUGCUCUAACCGCCCUCGUGGCCGUCGCUUCAGGCGCCUAUGUGGACUACUCGCUGACGGGUCAGUCCCUGACCGGUUACGUCGCCCCGACAUCAACGCUGCAGAAAGUAUCGUACGCUGCCCCGGCCACCGCUUACUUGUCGGCGCCAGCUUACCAGAAGACCUACUCGUACGCGGCUCCCGCUGUUGCGUCGAUCAGCGCUCCCGUUGUUCACAAGACCGUUUCCUACUCUGCUCCCGCAACCGUUGUUGCGCACGCUGCCCCUCUCGUCCACAAGACGAUCUCGCUUGCCGCCCCCGUUGUUCAUAACACAGUCGCGGUCGCUGCUCCCGUUGCUGUCCAUCAGGAAGUUGCCAAGCCAGCCGUUCACCAACUGCACAUCACCAACCGUCAACGGAACGUUCGCGUUGAAGAAUAUAAACGUCCCGAACAGCUGAUCCGAAUCCACGCAGCUGCUCAACGAGCUCCUGAAACCGUGAGCGUGAACGCACCCGCAGAAGCGUCCUCCACUAUCCGAUUGAUCAACCACGCCGCGCCCGCUGCCCGCGUCGAACGCGUUGUGUCUCAACAGCCCGGCCAACAAGUCUUCGACGUCGAGAAGCCCGCCGCUCCGGCCGACCGUGUCAUCCAAAUCACUCGUGCCGCCAAGGAGGCCGACAAAGUCGAGUUCUACAGCGAAUCGAAUGAUCAAGCCGCCGAAAUUCUUCUCGAAGAGAACCCUAACCGCCCUCAGGUUCAAUACCUUGACGCCGCCCCCGUCGCUACAACAUACGCGGCUCCCGUAAGCGUGAGGAAGACAAUCUCACACGUAGCACCAGCUGCCUACGUAGCCGCCCCCGCUGCCUACGCUACGUACGCCGCCCCGGCCACCCUCCACAAAACAGUCUCGUACGCUGCUCCGGCCACCCUCCACAAGACCGUUUCGUACGCCGCCCCCGCGUUCGAGAGGAAGACCGUCUCCUACGGUGCACCAGCGGCGUACGUCGCCGCUCCUGCUGCUUACACCACGUAUGCCGCUCCUGGUGCUCACACCACGUAUGCCGCUCCAGCGACCGUGCAGAAGACCAUCUCCUACUCCGCGCCCGUCGUUAGGAAGACCGUCUCGUACGCUGCCGCCCCGCUUUCGACCGUAUACGCCUCCGCUUACGACACUGCUUUCCACGCCAAGAGCUCGUAGUUUGUUAGCCGUGUAUUUAUGAUUCGUUGGCCGUUGAUACCGCUGGACAGGAAGGAAAAAACCAUCGCAAUAAACAACACCUUG
Messenger RNA from Galendromus occidentalis (western predatory mite), 1280 nucleotides. RefSeq names its product cuticle protein. NCBI's taxonomy places the organism in Eukaryota, Metazoa, Arthropoda, Arachnida, Mesostigmata, Phytoseiidae. The record is from RefSeq and is a predicted model, not a curated record. The transcript has a single exon. Bases 3 to 1196 code for a protein of 397 amino acids.